CCAUCAACAAUAGAAAUAUAAUCCGCCCAGCGGUUCUACAAGUCUAAUUUCACAAAUAACUCUGAAAAUGAACAUUGCGUUCUCUUUGAAUCCUGUGCUUCGCUUUCCACACGGCCAAUUGUCCGAAUCCAGACUAUGCAACCUUCAAUCCUCCCGUUCUCGUGUCCUUGAAUCAUCGAAUCGAACACCCUCCGACAUCGUUGCUUCUCCGAUUUCUCAUGGAAUUCAUCUUCGGAGCCACUCGCGUGAGUUGCGUACCCUCCUCUUAUCUCCAGCUAGGGUUUCUUCAAACAACAGUCAAUUCGGUUCGUUUCCAGAUGAAAGGGAGCAACAGACACCGAAUUUCACUGAGUUUAUUACGUCAGCGAGGGUCAAAGUCGUGGCGAUGCUUGGUCUGGCACUGGCGCUCUGUAAUGCCGACCGAGUGGUAAUGUCCGUGGCUAUUGUUCCGUUGUCUCUUGCUCAUGGUUGGAGCCGAUCGUUCUCUGGUAUUGUUCAGUCGGCUUUCCUUUGGGGAUACCUAGUUUCACCAAUAGCCGGAGGGACGUUAGUGGACUACUACGGUGGUAAGGCUGUCAUGGCAGUAGGUGUGGCACUGUGGUCACUAGCGACAUUUCUCACUCCCUGGGCUGCAGAAACUUCUCUAUGGGCUCUGCUUGCCAUGCGGGUAAUGCUUGGCAUUGCAGAAGGUGUGGCUCUUCCUUGCAUGAACAACAUGAUAGCAAGAUGGUUCCCUCAAACAGAACGAGCCAGAGCUGUUGGAAUAGCAAUGGCUGGAUUUCAGCUUGGAAGCGCAAUAGGAUUGACAUUGUCACCAAUUCUCAUGUCUCAAGGUGGUAUAUUUGGACCAUUCAUAAUUUUUGGGUUAUUUGGAUUCCUUUGGGUUUUGGUUUGGUUAUCUGCAACAUCCAGUACCCCUGAUCGUAGUCAGCAGAUUUCAAAAUAUGAGUUGGAUUACAUACUAAACAAUAGGCGGAGUUCCUUUCCGGUGGAUAAUAAGUCCAGGACAGCCAAAAUGAUCCCUCCAUUCAGGCGCUUGCUUUCUAAAAUGCCAACAUGGUCUCUUAUAGUCGCAAAUGCCAUGCAUAGCUGGGGUUUUUUCAUUAUUCUUUCUUGGAUGCCGAUAUACUUUAACUCAGUAUACAACAUUGACCUUAGACAGGCAUCAUGGUUUAGUGCUGCUCCAUGGAUUGUGAUGGCAGUAAUGGGAUAUUUUGCUGGUCUAUGGUCAGACAUGUUAAUACGAGGAGGUACAACUGUCAGUUUGACUCGGAAGAUCAUGCAGUCAAUCGGUUUUGUAGGUCCUGGUAUUGCCCUUGUUGGUUUAACUGCUGCAAAAAGUCCAUGGAUUGGAUCUGCUUGGUUGACUAUAGCUGUUGGGCUGAAAUCUUUCAGUCAUUCUGGUUUUCUUGUAAACCUUCAGGAAAUCGCUCCGCAUUAUUCCGGUGUUUUACAUGGUAUAUCAAAUACGGCUGGAACAUUUGCAGCUAUUUUGGGUACAGUUGGGGCUGGUUAUUUUGUUGAACUGAUGGGGUCCUUCCGAGGGUUCCUAUUGCUUACUUCGCUGUUAUAUUUUCUCUCUGCCCUUUUCUACAUCGUCUUCUCCACCGGGGAGAGAGUAAAUUUUGAUGAAACUGGUCCAUGAACAUUCUUUUAAUGGCUUCCUGCCAGACCUCCAGGAUGUAUAGCGGCCUCUAGGAUGUAUAGCGGCAUAAAUAGUUACAGGUGGGCGGAGCAGAUUUGGUAAUGGAUUGUAGAGGCAGCAUUUUUCACCCUUGUUUUUCAUCCACCAAAGAAAUUUGCAGUUCUAAAUUUUUAGGGUCUCUCCAUGUAUUUUUGGGAGGUGAUUAUGACAUUUAGGUUUGUAGGUGUUAUUGUUUGUUUUGCUGGCUUGCCUCUCAAAUUAUCUACAGCUUAUUGAGUAGUUGCAAAGACGAGAACAUUCAGAUGGGACUCAUAUGUCGUAAUGAAGAUGAUGAAAUCAAGGUUCGUUCUUUUU
Tripterygium wilfordii is the source of this 1999-nucleotide messenger RNA. Its product is annotated as probable anion transporter 4, chloroplastic. The coding region runs from base 68 to 1645 and encodes 525 amino acids. The record is from RefSeq and is a predicted model, not a curated record. Gene Ontology annotation, cellular component: plastid. Gene Ontology annotation, biological process: transmembrane transport. Lineage: Eukaryota; Viridiplantae; Streptophyta; Magnoliopsida; Celastrales; Celastraceae. Gene Ontology annotation, molecular function: phosphate transmembrane transporter activity. The transcript is spliced from 9 exons.